This is a messenger RNA of Manihot esculenta (cassava), 1060 nucleotides long. RefSeq names its product bidirectional sugar transporter SWEET10. Gene Ontology annotation, cellular component: membrane. Gene Ontology annotation, molecular function: sugar transmembrane transporter activity. The record is from RefSeq and is a predicted model, not a curated record. Bases 80 to 928 code for a protein of 282 amino acids. Gene Ontology annotation, biological process: carbohydrate transport. The transcript has 6 exons. Lineage: Eukaryota; Viridiplantae; Streptophyta; Magnoliopsida; Malpighiales; Euphorbiaceae.
AAACACAGCCAGAGUUUCCAUUCAGAAACUUGCCUUUUGAGCCUGUGAGAGCUUUCUCUUCUGUUAUUUGUAAGUAGAGAUGGCCUUGCACUUGCCAUGGGGGUUCAUUUUCGGUCUGUUAGGCAACGUCCUCUCCUGUAUGGUCUGCCUUGCUCCCGCGCCAACUUUUUAUCAAAUUUUCAAGAAGAAAACAAGCGAAGGGUUUCAAUCUCUUCCCUAUGUGAUUGCGCUGUUAAGUGCCAUGCUCUGGCUGUUCUAUGCAGUUUUUGCAAAAGAUGCCACUCUUCUCAUCACCGUCAACUCCUUCACAUUUUUACUGGAAAUUGCAUAUCUUACUUUGUACUUUUUCUAUGCCACCAAGAAGGAUAAGAUUCUCACCACGAAACUUGUGUUCCUGUUCAAUGUUCUUGGGUUCGGUAGCAUAAGUAUCGUAGCUAUGUUCAUAUUACAUGGCAAUCAACGUGUCAACGUUUUGGGAUGGAUUUGUAUGAUUUUUGCCCUAUCCGUGUUUGUUGCACCUCUUGCGAUUGUGAGAAAAGUUAUAAAAACCAAAAGCGUGGAGUUCAUGCCAAUUUCUUUAUCUUUCUUCCUCACAUUGAGUGCGGUCAUGUGGUUCUUAUACGGUUUUCUAAGGAAAGAUUAUUACGUCGCUAUUCCAAAUGUAUUGGGAUUCAUAUUUGGCAUGCUCCAAAUGCUGCUUUAUGCAAUCUAUAGGAAACCCAGGAAAUCCUUGGAGAAGCCAACACUUGGUGAAUCAUCUGAACACGUUAUCGACGUUUCAAAGCUGGGCGCAAACACUUGCUGCGAACUGAACACUGAAGUAGCUGCACCCAAGAAUGAAAAUGACCAUGAAGAAGUUGACGAUAAUCAUGUCAAAGAACAGCCCAAGAAAAUCAACGAAGACAAAGAUCUCUCGGACACAGUUUAAGUUUUAACAGCCAUAUUAAGGGACAACGUUCUUUUUCGAUCAACCAGUCCCAGGAAUGUCCGAUAUUAUAAUUAUUGAAUGUCUAAUAUUAUAAUGAUCUCAGAUAGCUAGAGAGCUUGUAUCUAUGUAUGU